Nematostella vectensis (starlet sea anemone) is the source of this 2304-nucleotide messenger RNA. Its product is annotated as germ cell-less protein-like 1. The coding region runs from base 280 to 1734 and encodes 484 amino acids. Gene Ontology annotation, molecular function: protein binding. The transcript has 11 exons. NCBI's taxonomy places the organism in Eukaryota, Metazoa, Cnidaria, Anthozoa, Actiniaria, Edwardsiidae. Gene Ontology annotation, biological process: germ cell development. The record is from RefSeq and is a predicted model, not a curated record.
UAGCGAAAAUAUUUUUAUAGUAUCAACAAACAUGGCGGACGAACGUUGUCGUUUCUUGUUUUGACAGGAAAUGAGCUAAUUUAGCUCUUAGUUCCUCACAAUUUUCUAUCCAUUUAAUAAGCUAUGAUAUAGCUUUAUACUUAAUACAUGUAGGUUGUUUAAGAAUUAUUUUUUUGACUGAGUUUCAACGUAGUUGCUAAGAAAUUUAGGACAUAUUUUAUGGAUGAUUAACUAUCUCCGUUGGGUCGAUACUGGACAGGGUUAAAAUAACCGCCAGUGAUGGGAUCUGUAUUAUCAAAUGAAGUCAAUAAAGGGAAAAGAAGCUGGAGCGAGGCCAAUGAUGACGACGAGGAAGAAAGUGAGGAUACGGAUCAAGUCAUUGAAAUUCCCAAGAGUAAAAGGCCACGAAGGACAUCAGGAUAUAUCUAUCAAACUCUUUUCAAGGACGGAGAAGGAAGUGACAUUACAAUAGCAGCGUUAGGAAAGCAAUGGAAGCUUCAUAAGAUUUAUCUUAAACAGUCUGGGUAUUUUCAAGGAAUGCUGAGUGGGUCAUGGAAAGAAUCAACAGAAGACUUUAUUACAAUUCAAGUCCCUGAUGACAAUGUGACUGUUGAAGCUUUAGAUGUGGCCUUUGGUUCUCUUUACAACGACGAUGUGAUGAUCACCCCGGCAACUGUCAUAUCACUUCUAGCUGCAGCGUCCUUACUUCAGCUUGACAGUCUGAAUAUGCAGUGUUGUGAUGCAAUGCUUGAGACAAUCAACGCCAGCACUGUAUGCGCAUACUAUGCUGCAGCACAAGUGUACGGAGAGUUGGCAGUAGAGAAGAGAUGUAUGCAGUGGUUCGAGAGACGCAUUUGCUCGUCAUGGACAGUGCAACUACUACAGAACAUGAGCAUCGAUCUGAUGGAACAAGUUAUCAAAUCCCCCAACCUGUUCGUCAUGCAGAUUGAAGUUGACUUGUACACUCUCCUUGUAAUGUGGACCUACAUUAAGCUCCACCCCUCUUGGGAGGGUCAGCGAAAGGACCUUAGAGGGGUAGCGACAGGAUUCCUACAGCAGAGAAACCAGCUGACUGAUACGUCCCUGCUGGAAAGUGAUGAAGGCAAGCCAUUUGUCCCUGCAUUCAGGGCAGUGCGGCUGGAACACGUGAUCAAUGACGCGAGAUCGGUACAGCUAUUAGAGAAUGACAAUGUGCUUCCCCAGGAUUGGUUGCAUCCGCUGUACAAGGCCCAAUGGACUCGCAUGCUCACAGUCUACCAAAACUUAGAUACGGGACCUUCAACAGAGAUGACCGUUGACAAGUUCAACUUGAUCGCUCAGAGAUAUGGGCGAAUCCUGGAGAGAAACACUCGUUACUGCUGGAGGUGGACUGGGUUCCUGUAUGGCCUGGACAUCAUCAUCCUUUACAACAAUGUCACGGGAAAGAUCAGUCUUCGCCGCAACACAUACAUCCAUCCAACACAUGGAGUGGUCUGCGUGCAACAGCAACAUAGUUUUGUCAUCCGUGUAGACGUGGCGGCGUUUCCACCAUCACAGAGCAAGGCAGAGGGGCCACAGAGCAGGGCAGGAGAGGGACAGGCGGAGUCGUAUUUUGGGAGUUCUGGUCAGCAAUAUGUAACGCUUGGAUUGGAUGAAGAAGUGCAGAUACUCCAAGUGGAUCUCACCAAAGCGUCCUACCCUCUCCAUAUCAGUACUCACAUUGCCCUCGUACGAGAUCAGAUCCCUCAACUUUGAACUUCACUGGCAACAAGACCGUGGUACGGUAGUGGCUCAGAUAGCAACAAAUGGGAGAUACGCACCCCAUGUUGUCCAAGAGGCACUUCAAUUUUGCCCCACGAACUGGGCUGGAGGGAUUUAAUAUGAGAAACGAGGAGUGCUUCAAUAAUAUACGCUUCCAUAUUAUUCAAAAGUCACUCAAAGGCAGCCUAGCCCAGGCGUUUUUGCCCGGUUUCUGAUCGGACUACCUGUGGAUGACAAAUGUCAUAACUUCAAAGAAGAGCUCGUUCCAGACCAUCUCAUGGUUUAUCUCCAAGGUCAGGAAACUGACUAAAAAUGCCUGGGACCGGGCAGAUUAAAAGGGAGUUAUUCGAGAGGCGAGAAAUGGGAGAAACGCAUCCAAAUUGACCAAACCAUACUGGGAUGGGGGCGGUUGAAACGGAAGAGAAUUUUUGAGGGAAUCUAUCAAUUGACUUUUGGCCAAGAGACCAUGAUGGUCUCUUGCUUUUGUCGUUAUGUCAGAUUAACAAGGCUUUCUAAAGAUAAAAAUUAUACUAUGGAAUUUCAAUAAAGUUAUUUUCUACAGCC